AUGAAUGCCUGGCCCCUUGACGCCUCGAGCCUCCCAAACCAUGAAAAUGGCGCUUUUCAUCAGACGACCAUUGACCCCUCUGCCGCCUUUCUCCACGCAUCUCCUACUCCCGAUCCGAAUCAGUUCCAGCGCAUGUUCAAUGGUGUACCAAGAAAUGCGUCUCCUGGAUUCGCCAACCCUAACCAGGUGAUCCCAUCCAAACGUCCGCGACCAGAAGAUGGGAUCUCCAUGUCGCCCAGGCAAGCUCCUGGGGGACUUUCUUCCCGCUCACAGACACCUCAAGUCCCGUAUCCUGGUUUCCAAGGCACUGUCAAUGGAGCGCCUCAAUUUUCCCAUCCGGGACAAUUCCAACAUCUUCAACAAGGCGCAUCUGCAAACGUCUCGCAAUCUCCGAUUAUGCAAGACUUCGACCAACAUGGUGCGCAGAGAAUGGGAACGGCGUCUCCAAGUCCUUUUUCCCCAGCCGGACCUCAUGUCGGAAACCAGAUGUCUCCUGCGCAAACCGACCACCCAAGCCGGGUAAACACGCCUCAGAAUAAUUCAUUUAUGCCAGCACAGCAUUUUCCUCAGGGAAUGGGAGCUGGAUUUUCGCCUACCCCCGCCAUGACAUCAGCAUCUGUACAGGCGCCGAUGCAGGCGCAAUUUGGCGGUAUGCCGCCAGGAUAUCAACAGGCGCUUGCCGCCCAACAGCAACAACAGCGAUUACAUGCCAUGCAGAUGCAGGGUCAAAACCGCGCAGUGAACCCUGCAAUGGCUGGUCGUCCAAUGAUGGCAGGCAUGAACGCUCCAAACCCUCAGCAAAUGGCGGCCAUUAGGCAGAUGCAACAGACAAUGGCCAAACCACCUAACCCCGAAAGUUUCAUACGAUCUUUGUCGAAAUUCAUGAUGUCAAGAAAUUUGCCCCUGGACCCUAAUCCGAUUGUUUCUGGCCGCCCGAUCAACCUUGUACAGCUAUAUGCCGCGGUCAUGAAACUUGGGGGCUCAAAGAAGGUCGCCGCUGCAAACAUGUGGCCUGUAAUAGCUCAACAGCUCCAUUUCCCGCCUGUACAGUUUCCCAUGGCUGUCCAAGAGAUUCGAGAUCUCUAUCAGCGGACUCUCGCCGCCUACGAACAAGCUUUUCUCAGCACUCAGCCGAAACAGUUUGCGGAACAAGUCCAACAGCCUUCAAUACCUCGGCAGCCUAGUGAUCCAUCUGGCAUGCAAUUUCAGUCUCCCGCCAUAAAGCAGACCUCAGGGUUUGACGGCCCUCAGCAGCUAGGGCAUCCCUCUCCUGCUAGCACGUCCACGCCAAACAAUGCUCAUCAUGGGGCUGCCAAUGGCUUCGCGACCCCAACGCCAGUCAAGAUGCAAAACAAACAACAGGGCCAACAUCGUCUUAGCGUCUCACGUCUAUCGCAACCGCCUACCACUCCCCAUGACCUUAACGGGCAAUUAUCUACCCAGUCGCCCGCUCCGUCCGAGAAAGGACCGGGAUCUGUCGUCGGAAAGCCUACUGAAGAAGUUGACCAAUCAUACAACCAACCUCUUGGGCAACCAAUACAAGACACCUUCAAGCCAAUGGUCAUCUCGGAUUAUAAGUUCCAUGGACCGAUCGCUGUCGGGGAGAUGUCCCUGCUUGGAGAAGAGAUCGCUAGGCUAAAACCAACUGUACCUUCAUUUGCUGAGCUUGGAAUAAUUGAUAUCCAUGCUUUGACAAUGGGUAUCAAAUCCGGCAUUCAUGCCGAGAUGCGAGUGGCACUGGAUGCGCUUGUCUCCCUUUCAGCCGAACCCGCAGUGCAAAUAUCAUUGGAUAACUGUGAUGAUUUAGUUGAUAGCUUGAUAGAGUGCGCAGAAGACCAAACCGAGCUUCUUGCAGAGCAUGCGCCAGAAGUCUCUGAUAUGAUGUUACUGCCAUCUUACGAAGAGAUCAAGCGCGGAUGUCAGUCCGAGUGGACUUCUCUGGCCCCGGUUGCUGAGUUUGGCAGUACGGAAUACGAACUCGACAGAGCUGUCGAUAGGCUCAUCUGUAUCACCACCAUUUUGCGCAACUUCUCGUUUUUCGAUCAGAAUUUCGCCAUAUUAUCGACGCCUCCUGUUGUUGAAUUCUUUUCAACAAUCAUCCGUUAUCUCGGCACUAGGAAUAUGCUUCUUCGCACACAUCAGAACACGCUGGAUUUCAUGAAAGAUACUCUCAUUUACCUGAGUAAUGUGGGCGGUGCAAUCCAUUUACCAAGUAAAGAGGAAGCCCUUUGUCUUUUACAUUUCCUUCUGUCCUUCGCUCCCUUCCCGGGACCCGCCACAUCACCGGAUGGUGUCAUGUUCACUGCUUAUAACCCGGCCGUGCAUAAAUAUACGCCAGCUGCUGUUGAUAGUCUGGCGAAAUUGUUGGCGCGAGAUGAACCAAAUCGGACGUUCUUCCGAACAAUAUUCACCAGCGACGGAGGUUCUACUGCUCAACAAGAGCUCCUAACCCGCGCAUUUGGUCUUGCAAUUUGCCCCGUUCCCAACCAGCCUAGGAAGCCUUUCGCAACCGCAGAUAUUCGCAAAGUAUUCCUAAUGCAGGGCCUCCUGGCUGCAGAUAUCCUGGCAGGGUUUGCUGAGGGGACUACCGCCAAAUCUUGGCUGGAAUCCGUGGAUGGUUUCGCCGUACAUCUCCUCCGCCUUUCAUGUCUCCUAAGCACAGAGCGUGUCCCCCCACCCCUCCACAACGUUCGCCAGACACAUGCCGUGAGGGCACAGGCUGAAGAAGCCGAAGUUUACGGGUCAAUCAUCAACCGAGGCUUGGCGAUUCUUCGGCGCUUAGCAGAGAAAUCAAAAUAUGCCGAUACAGACUCAACCUUGCGGUUUCCGUCCGGGAUCCUUCCAAAGAAGGAAAGCUUACUCGGCGCACUGCUGAUGCCGAAUGUCGACCCGGGUGUCGUCCGGCAGUUGAUAACGUAUGCACGGCUCGCCGAAUGA
Aspergillus mulundensis is the source of this 2937-nucleotide messenger RNA. RefSeq names its product putative ARID/BRIGHT domain protein (SWI1). Lineage: Eukaryota; Fungi; Ascomycota; Eurotiomycetes; Eurotiales; Aspergillaceae. Gene Ontology annotation, biological process: regulation of transcription by RNA polymerase II. The record is from RefSeq and is a predicted model, not a curated record. The coding region runs from base 1 to 2937 and encodes 978 amino acids. The transcript has a single exon. Gene Ontology annotation, molecular function: transcription cis-regulatory region binding. Gene Ontology annotation, cellular component: SWI/SNF complex; nucleus.